CAAAUCUCUGUAAUUCAUGCAGUAGGUAAUUCAAAAAAACAAAAGAAAAACAAAAAAAUGAGCUGUGAUUUCACAUGAAACUUCUUCGGUCAACUAAAUCUUCCUCAAUCUCCACUCCAUCUACAUCUCGUUCAAAACUCUAGUUUCUCAGAUGUUUGACAAAAUUACUCUGAAGAAAUGAAGAGAAGAAAGUUCUUGACAACGAGAUUUAUUCUCUUAGUGUUCGUUAUUAUGGCAACUAUGGCGGAAUCGGGUCGAGCAAAUCUCCCCCGUGAUGUGGAAAAACGGCUCAGAUCGAAGCUCUCGAAUGCAGUGGAGAAGAAGCUAACUAAGCUGAAAUUCUAUUGCCAUGAGAAUAUCUACGGCAAAAAUCCCACCGCAGUGCCAGUUGCUAAGGCCAGUAGUAAUGUCACUUCCGGGUUAAGUACACUUUUCGGUUUGGUCAUGGUGGUCGAUAACAAGUUGACGGUUGGACCCGAACCGGAUUCCAAGCUCAUCGGUUAUGCUCGGGGGAUCUACGCUUCCGCCUCACGGCAGCGCGAGGAAGCCUUGCUUACAAUAGUUAACUUUGUUUUUACGGACGGGAAGUACAAGGGUAGCGCGUUGAGUGUUUUGGGGCGGAACCCUAUUUUUCACGGGUACCGGGAGUUGCCGGUCGUCGGUGGUUCCGGCGGUUUUCAGUUGGCGAGGGGAUCCGCCACCGCGGAGACUUACACGUUUGAUCGAAUUAGCGGUGAUCCUAUUGUUGAAUACAAUGUUAUUGUUUUGCACUAUUAAUUGAUGAGUUUUAGCAUUUGCGUUGACUUUUUUAAUGUGUUUUUUGAAAAUUUUCUUUGGUGUUUUAUAGUUUUCAAGUUAUGUAGUACUGACUGUGUUUUAGCUUUUUGGGUAGAUUACUGACAGUAUAUGACAAUCCUUUGAGUUUAGAGUUAGUACAAAUGUGAGUUUGGGUUCGACAAAUUGGUGGUACUAAAACAUAUUGAUUUUUUUUUUUUUUUUUUGUGAACAUAUACAUAUAUCUUGUGGUUUUUAAAAAUGAUUAACUGAUUGAUGAGAGAGCCCCACUUAUACAUGUUUUGAUUACUUUACACAUUCUGACCAUCUUAGGUGAAAUCCAUGGAAAUAAGACAUCUAGAUAAAUCUAUAGAGAAAGUUAAUUUAGCUACCAAUUUUCUUAAAUGCAUUAGCAGAAAUGUGGAAUAAGCCAUUCAUGUUUUCCAAAAGAGAUACAUAUACAUUCACACAGAGAAACGCGCGGAUUAGGAAAAUGACAGAAGGCAAGAUGAUCGAGCUCAAAAUAAUUAGAAUAUCGAGUAAACUCUAUAUGAAUAUAUGCGGGGAGUCAGUGGAAUUGGAUAAACUUUAAGCAUCCUGCAAAUAUUGUUAUAGGCUGGCUAUGGACCCCUCAGACGAAGCAAGAAAUCAUGAAUGAUCUCAAAGCUCUCUUAAGAAGGGAAAAUGAUUGAAAUGAGAAGACUGGAAAAACGUGGAAGCCGGGUUAUUUUGCUUUGCAGUCCACCAGGAACUCAGAAAUCAACCACGCCAUAUAGAAAAUUACAUGGAAGUAUGAUAUUUUUGAUCUGAAACUCACUUCAUCAGUCUACUAAACAAUGCAGAGCUCAAGCAGCUUUCUGAUUGACUCAAGGAGCAGUAAAUCAUUGUGAUUUAAGAUGUUGAUUGCUUCCUUGAUCUCACCCGGGAAGAGAUUAGCGGGAUUGCGACAAAAGUGCAGAUAUCAAAGAAUGGAGUCUGGACAAGAAGAAGAGGAGAAGAAAAAUAGUACUAAUAUACUAGAUAAGGUUACAAUGUCUGGUUUCUGAAAUUUACUGAUCGAAUAUAUAUAUAUAUGGUCAGCCUGUGGUCAAAGAGAGGAUGUUUAUCUUCACAACGAAUCAUGUGCAAAAACUUAAUUCUGCACUAUGCAUAUUGAGAUGUCAUACUACAAAUUUGAAGGAUUCGAAAUACUCGGGUAUCGAUCCGCACCUUUAUUUGAAGAGAUCAGACAAAUGUAAAGAGGAAAAUGGUGUCCAUGGAGAGAAUUUGAU
This is a messenger RNA of Oldenlandia corymbosa var. corymbosa, 2045 nucleotides long. Lineage: Eukaryota; Viridiplantae; Streptophyta; Magnoliopsida; Gentianales; Rubiaceae. The record is from the annotation of a GenBank genome assembly.